Messenger RNA from Protopterus annectens (West African lungfish), 1212 nucleotides. It is a transcript of the gene SRD5A3, whose product is annotated as steroid 5 alpha-reductase 3. Lineage: Eukaryota; Metazoa; Chordata; Ceratodontiformes; Protopteridae. Gene Ontology annotation, cellular component: endoplasmic reticulum. The transcript is spliced from 5 exons. Gene Ontology annotation, molecular function: 3-oxo-5-alpha-steroid 4-dehydrogenase activity. Bases 19 to 975 code for a protein of 318 amino acids. Gene Ontology annotation, biological process: dolichol-linked oligosaccharide biosynthetic process; polyprenol catabolic process. The record is from RefSeq and is a predicted model, not a curated record.
UCUGGUGGUUUAAAUAAAAUGCAGUUAACGGAGGGGCUCGUUUCUAAUUUUUCAAUUGUGAACGCUGUUUGGUUAUUUUUUGGUUUCGUAUUUUUUAUUUCUUUUAAUAUCCAUGUGUUCAUAAAGGGGCCUACAAAUUCUAUAUUGCAUAUUUUAUUUCAGGAUUUCAUUCGUUAUGGCAAAAAUAAGAAAGACCUUCAGCGACCUAAAAGACUAUACAGUUUUGACGUCCCUAAAAGAUGGUAUUCUCAUUUUUAUGUCAUUUCUGUGAUUUGGAAUGGUAUGCUGUUAUGGCUUCUUCUCCAUGUGGUUUUCUCUGGUGAACAGUUUCCAAGGUGGCUUCAAACUGUGCUUUAUGUCCUCUGUCAGCAUGCACCAAUGGAUAAAUCAGGUGAUGAAGUGUCAGUUGUUCUGAUGCUUGUUUUGCUGUUGCUUCAAAGUAUCCAUCGACUAAUAGAGUGCCUGUUCAUCAGUGUUUUCUCCAAUGGAGUGAUUCAUGUAGUGCUAUACUGCUUUGGAGUUUGUUAUUACAUCCUACUAGGCUUAACAAUACUGUGCCAAAAAACAUUUACUGAAAAUAAAGCGUACUCACUCAGUGAUCUGUAUGAGCAAGUUGGUUGGAAUCAUAUCAUGGGUAGUGCCAUCUUCCUAUGGGGUUUUUGUCAUCAGUAUAGAUGUCAUGCUAUUCUAGCUAAUCUAAGGAAGAACAAAUCUGGUGAGGUAGUAACCUGGAGUCACAGCAUUCCGUAUGGAGACUGGUUUGAACACGUAUCUGGCCCAAAUUAUCUAGCUGAAUUAGUAAUAUAUUUGGGAAUGGGCCUUGUCUUUGGCGGAUUGAACUUUACUUGGUGGCUUGUAGUGAUGUAUGUUCUGUUCAGCCAUGCUCUACAGGCAGUUCUCUGUCAUGAGUUUUAUGUGAAAAAAUUUGAAUCUUACCCAAAGCAUCGUAAAGCUUUUAUACCUUUAAUUUUUUAGCAUGCUAAUGUAAUAGCACAUGCUCUUUGACUUCACUGUCAUCUAGCAUGCCUUUCUGAAAAUCAUGCUUUUUAUAUCAAAAUGCAUUGGUUAACCGGGAUUAUCUGGGAAAAUUGAAUAUCUUAUAAUUGCAAGCAAAAUUAUUUUGUAACAUGUGGCUUUGACAGCAUUCUUUUAUACAUGAUUUAAUGCAUUUUGUGUAACUUUGUAAGUGAUUAAACUCAUACGUUUGAAUUA